Messenger RNA from Cygnus olor (mute swan), 3500 nucleotides. RefSeq names its product BCL2 like 1 (gene BCL2L1). The record is from RefSeq and is a predicted model, not a curated record. Gene Ontology annotation, cellular component: mitochondrial outer membrane. Gene Ontology annotation, biological process: negative regulation of intrinsic apoptotic signaling pathway; extrinsic apoptotic signaling pathway in absence of ligand; intrinsic apoptotic signaling pathway in response to DNA damage. Gene Ontology annotation, molecular function: protein homodimerization activity; protein heterodimerization activity. NCBI's taxonomy places the organism in Eukaryota, Metazoa, Chordata, Aves, Anseriformes, Anatidae. Bases 945 to 1634 code for a protein of 229 amino acids. The transcript is spliced from 5 exons.
GGGGCCCUCGUUGUAGUCUCGGGCCCCCGGGGGGUCCCCAUCGCCACCCCCCCGGGCCCGUGCCACCGGCUCGUUACUGGCCCGGUGCCCACCGGAGCCGCUCCCGAGGCCGGGCCCGGCCCCGCCGUGUGCCCAGGGCUCGCCCCGGGCCCUCCGUUCACCCCCCGGUGUCGCUGCCCCCGGUGCUUGGCCCUCCCCCCAGGGCCCCGGUGACCCCGGGCUCGUUCGUCCCGGUGAAUCCGGGAGUCCCGGGACCGGAACCCGGCCGCGUCCGGUUUUCAGCUGGCACCGGGGCCGAGCCGCCCGGUGACGCUCCCGGCCCCACGCACCGGGCGUUACCCGCGGCCGAGCCCUGCCCGGCGCUGAGUCACGGCCCCGGUUUGGGCAGCAAGGCCCCAGGCCUCACGCAGACGCCGUUUGCCCGGCGCACAAAGCACCGGGCGCUGCGCACGGCGCCGCUGCCAGCAGAGGAGCGGCUCCCGGCUCCUUCGUAGCCCCCCGCGUCUCGUCGUAGCCGUCCUCGGAGACACAAACCGAGUCCCGGCACGGGGAUCCGCCGUGAAGCCGGGCCCCGGGGAAGGCUGACGGGACUUGGCGGAGCUCGGGGGGCACCGGAGCGGGGCACGGAGCCGCCUGGAAGCCCCGAGCAGGCUGGUCCCGGAGCCGAGGCGAGCUGAGAUUUGCCAGCCCUGAGCUUUUUUCUUUUUCUUUUUUUCUUUUUUUCUCUCUCUCCGCAGCUCUCCUCCGGGGCAGCGGCGGUUUCGUCUGCGCGUAGUAGCAGGAAGCAUUUAAAAGACCUUUCCGGGGGUUGUUUCUGUUCCUGCCUUAUUACUAGGUCGGAUGCUCUCGCCACCCUGAGGGAGCGCGGAGGCAGGAGCUGCCGAGGGGGCUGAUCUGCUUGUGCUCCGGACCAUGGACUCAUUGAGGGCGGCCCAGGUGUGAAAAUGUCCAGCAGCAACCGGGACUUGGUGAUUGACUUUGUCUCCUACAAGCUGGCGCAGAAGGGCUACAGCUGGAGCCAGCUGGAGGAAGAGGAUGAGAACAGGACUGACCUCGCGGCGGAGGCCGACACGGACGGGGUGCUCAACGGGAGCCCGUCCUGGCACCCGCCCGCCAGCCAGGUAGUGAACGGCGCCGCCGUGCACCGGAGCGGCCUCGAGGUCCACGAAAUCGUUCGGUCAGCCGCCGUGAGGCAGGCGCUGCGAGAGGCGGGGGACGAGUUUGAGCUGAGGUACCGCCGGGCCUUCAGCGACCUCACCUCCCAGCUCCACAUCACCCCCGGCACGGCGUACCAGAGCUUCGAGCAGGUGGUGAACGAACUCUUCCGCGAUGGAGUGAACUGGGGGCGCAUCGUGGCUUUCUUCUCCUUCGGAGGGGCGCUGUGCGUGGAGAGCGUCGACAAGGAGAUGCGGGUACUGGUGGGGCGCAUUGUGGCGUGGAUGACCACGUACUUGACCGACCAUCUAGACCCCUGGAUCCAGGAGAACGGCGGAUGGGAGCGGUUUGUGGACCUCUACGGGAACGAUGCUGCUGCGGAGAUGAGGAAGGGCCAGGAGACCUUCAACAAAUGGCUCCUGACCGGGGCGACGGUGGCCGGAGUGCUCCUGCUGGGAUCCCUGCUGAGCCGCAAGUGACCCGCCGCCCCGUCCCGCCCCGUCCCGUCCCGCCCCGUCCCGCCCCGUCCGUCCCGUCCCGUCCCCAGGACGGCUGCGCCUUCACCGCCACAUCCACUACACGGCUCCCGAGCGCCGCCGCUGCGGGGGCAGACCCCCCCCGCGCCUCCCGGGCAAGCGCCCUGCUCCGCGGAGCUCCCUCCCUCGCGCCGCCAGCUCCUUUUCUCGUAGCUCCUCUUAUUUUACCGUUCCGUUGGGUUUGAAAGGCGCUGAGACCGAUGCAGCACUUCAGCCGACAGCUCCCAGCGCUGGGGAGAUCCAGGCAGCCGGGGGCGGGGGGGGGGGAGCGCUGGCUAGAAGGCGUCCCAGCCCUGCGGGGUCCUUUAGAUCACUUCGAAGAGAAUAAACAGACUUAUUUUUGCAUGUGUGAGUGCGUGCAUGUGUGUAGAUGUGUCACUAAGGUAAGGUUCCCCAGCCAGAGCGAGGGUCUGGGCUCCGGCCUGCGGCGUGCUCCGCUCCUGCGCCCCAGCCCUGCCCCGCUGCAGCAGCCGGGGGGGGGCACAGAGCUGAGCUUUGCCGUCCCCGCAGCGUCCCUCCCCGUCCCCUCCUCGCCCGGCGCUGCAGGAGGGCUCCUGCCCGCCGGGAGGAGGAGGAGGCUGAGGCUGAAGCCGAGGGCGAGGGGCUCCGAGCUUGCCCGCCAGCCCCCUGCUCCCCCCUGGGGGGCAGCUGCUGGGAGCUGAGGCCGCCCCGCGGGUGCUGAGGAUGGUGCACCAGGCCCAGGGCUGUGCCGGGGGGAAGGGGCCUUCUCCUCCUCUGCUCCUCCUCCUCCUCCUCCUCCUCCUCCUCCUCCUCCUCCUCCUCCUCCUCCUCCUCCUCCUCCUCCUUUUCUCUCCUCUCCCUCUGCGCCGCUCGGGGUUGCUGUGUGGCACUGCAUGGCCUCCCUUGUCCCCCCCCCCCCCCCCCCGUGUCCAUCCCUCCCCACGCUCGCUCCGCGGCCCCGCUCUUCGCUUUGCUGUCGGAUUCGGGCCAGGACGGAGGCAGGCGAGGGGGCAGAGCUCUUCCCCCGCCCGCAGGGCAGGGCAGCACGAGGGGCCGCAGCGCCCCAGCACCUUCCGGCACCUUCCAGCAAGCGCAGCAACAGAGCGGGGAUGUGGAAGGGGCAGGGGGAGCAGGACCCCGCGGGGGGGCUGCCGGGACAGGACGGCGCUCCCAGCGCCGUGGCGGGGAAGGGCUGGAGCAGGCGAGGACCCGGGAGCAGCAGCCACGGGACCAACGCGGGAUCCAACGCGAGGGGUGGCAGCAGGGGCAGCGCCGGGGCCGAGGGCUGGUGGCUGCUGCCCCCCCAGGUCGCUGCCGGUCCCCGCAGCGCAGGCAGAGGGGUCCCCGCCCCGCGGCGUGGCUGUGACGGGUGCGUGCGGUGCUCGAGGCGCCUGGCUUCUCCCCGCGCUGCUCCUGCCGCGGGCGUCGAGCCGCCCCGCAGGCCUCGAAGCAACCCCCGGUGCUCGGGAGACCACGGGGAGGCCCGGCUGUCCCCGCGGGCUGCUCUGUGUACAUAGCGCCCGCGCUCUGCUGUACAUAUCCGAGUAGUUUUUAUUCCUUUGUGAAGACUCUAACGCUAUUUUUGUUAUCUGUACGUCUGUAUUUAUGUGUGGUGCCGUGCUCUGCGGAGGCCCGGGCGGGCUGGGGCCGGAGGCCGGGCUCCUCCGCUAACGGAGCACCCGAGAGAGUGGGGUGAGAGCAGCGGGGGGGGGGGGGGGGCCCUUCCCCGCCCCCCCACCCCCCCCCCCCCGCCCCGGCCCCGGGGCGCUCCCCGCACGCCGCAGGGCGAGCGCCGAACGCUUCGGUUUGCAGGUGGAGGUGAGUCCACAAAUAAACUCUGUCGUUGGA